AUGGUCGAACAAAAAUUUCAAUACAAUCAACAACAAUGCAUUCUCAAAGUUAUGAUCUGCACAGGUGAGGACGAUCCAUUAGGUUUCCUCCUUGCUGAACAAUUACUCACUCGUGGUUCGAAACAAUUCGAACAAAAUCCAUUCGCUGAAGCAUUAGAAAGUAACAUUUCACCAUUUGCUAGAUGUGUUCAUGUUGGAUUAUUGGUUCAUCCCACUCAUGUAGAAUCUGACAAUGUCAAGAAUCUCAUUCAAAAGUAUCAAUCUACAAAUUUAUUAACCUGCAUCGUUGGAGAUGCUUUGGAGGAGAAACCAACCGAAUUGUGUAAGAAACUUGAUCAUUAUCAAGUGAUUGUUUCGGCUGCCUUGAGAAACUCCAUUCUCCAUCCACAUACUCAGUUUAGAACAGAAAUGAAUUUGAUUGAAACUUGCAAAUUGUUAUCUCAACAACCAUAUGGAAUUUUCAAAAGUUUCGUUCCAUGUCAAUUCAUGUUUGAUUUUUCCAAGUUACAACAAAGUAUGGUACUUGGAAUGGGAAGUAACUUUUCAAUUGUUUGGUCUUUCAUUCAGGAACGUAAAUUAAUUGUUGAAGCAUUGAGGGCCAAGUCAAUUCCAUAUAUGGUAUUUAAUUGUGGAUUGUGCACUGACUAUUUAGUUGAGUUUCUCACAUUUUCAGAUAUUAUCGAAGAGAGGAAUAUCAGAGGUUAUGGAGGAGAUAUGACUGUUCAACUCUAUUUAGAUGGAGACUUCUCAGAUUUGACAAUUGACUGCACUUCCCUUAAAGACAUUGUCCAAAUUGCUGCUUGUAAAAUUUCACAAAUUGGAACUGAUGUUCCCUGUGGAUUCCAAGAGUAUUCAUUCAGGGGAGAUCGAAUUAACUUGUUGCAAAUUGCACAAUCCCUAAAUUGGAAAUUGGUCAAGUUGGGUUCCACCAAGGAUUGUGAACAGUAUAUUCACAAACUUGUGUCCAUUAUUCAACAAGAUGAAAAUCAUGGACACGAUCAAGAUAAGUACAGACUCGCUGCUCUAUUGAUGAAAUACUUGAUCGGAACCAAUCAAGCUGUAAUGUCUGAUUCACUCCUAACUCCGAAAGCUAAAUUGGUUGAGAAGGGUUUCAACUUUGAAAAUGUCAUUCAUUUCACCACUGAACAUUUCCCAAUUUCACAAACCAAUCCAAUCCACUAA
Naegleria gruberi is the source of this 1182-nucleotide messenger RNA. RefSeq lists its product as uncharacterized. Bases 1 to 1182 code for a protein of 393 amino acids. Lineage: Eukaryota; Heterolobosea; Eutetramitea; Acrasida; Naegleriidae. The transcript has a single exon. The record is from RefSeq and is a predicted model, not a curated record.